Peronospora matthiolae is the source of this 678-nucleotide messenger RNA. The record is from the annotation of a GenBank genome assembly. Lineage: Eukaryota; Oomycota; Peronosporomycetes; Peronosporales; Peronosporaceae.
AUGUACGAAGGGAUUGACAACUUGAAAUCCCUUUACGACCGUGCCGGGAAGACUUUCUCCGGCGGUCCUUCUGCGGCACAGGAUGUGCCGCGUCGUACUGCUCAACCAGACCCAGUACGUCGAUCAUCAGUUGGGAGCGGGGCUCCCAAGUAUCCCAGGACGGGGGAUAGCUGCGCCACCGGACGAGGUAACUCGUCCGACGUCCGUUCACAUCGCGGUGGUUUAACAGCCGCUCAACCAGAUAGCGCUGGCCACCGCAAUAGUCCUCCAAUGGAGGUGGAGGAGGAGGAAAGACGCUCUCCAAACAAUCGUAGGGAAGCGUGUGUUCCCGAGAGCUUCUUUGAUCGCGUAACGCAAGGGUUACGCGGCGAUCUCGAACAUGAGCGGGACAGGCGUCUCCAACUGGCGGACGCUGUCUCGAAGCAUCGAGAUGAGUUUGCCUUUGCUCAGCUUGAGAACGAGAGAUCUCUGACAUCUCUUCGUGACGAGCUAAGGGUAGCUCGUGGGAUUGCUGAUCGGUCUCGGGAUGAGAUAGCUGCUCUUCAGACCCUUGUUGAUGCCCACCAUCGGGAGCACAAGGCUCUCUGCGAGAUGCUUGAGCGCAAGGGGUUCUUCAUCGGAAGAAGCAGCGUACUGAUGGCGGUGCAAUACACGAAAUGGGCCGAUGUACUUGGGUAG